Molecule: messenger RNA, 2055 nt
Organism: Eimeria tenella
Lineage: Eukaryota; Apicomplexa; Conoidasida; Eucoccidiorida; Eimeriidae
Product: Similar to protein required for cell viability Yjl010cp, related
Exons: 12
Coding region: 1-2055 (684 amino acids)
Biological process (GO): endonucleolytic cleavage in 5'-ETS of tricistronic rRNA transcript (SSU-rRNA, 5.8S rRNA, LSU-rRNA); endonucleolytic cleavage to generate mature 5'-end of SSU-rRNA from (SSU-rRNA, 5.8S rRNA, LSU-rRNA); ribosomal small subunit export from nucleus
Cellular component (GO): nucleolus; 90S preribosome; preribosome, small subunit precursor
Molecular function (GO): RNA binding
Source: RefSeq, a predicted model, not a curated record
AUGCCGGAGGGCUGGGAGGGCCUUUUGAAAAGCAAAUUUGGCUGUCACAUUUUUAGGGCGGCUGUGAGGGCUUUGGCUGGGGCUGACGGGCUGGUGGCCCCGGAGGAGGCGGGCCACCGGGCGCGCCGGCAGCACCGGCUGGACUCUGCGGAAGAAGUGAAUUCGCUGGACGCGAAGGCCUCGGGUGUAUGUACAGCUCUGCUGGCCACCCCGCCUUCUUUCGAAAAGGAAUUAAUUCAUUUGUCAACAGAAAUAAUUCAAAUUUUGCAAAAGGAAAAGUUCUUGCUGCCCUUCGACCCCUACGCGGCGCCUUGCCUGCAGGUCCUGGGGCUUGCGCUCCAGGCGAAGCAGCUGCGAGAGCCACUUCAGCAACUUGUCGAAGCGCUUUUCUCUUCUCCCAAGGAAAAGAACAGCGACGAGGAACUUGUGAAAUUUGCAGGCCGCUUUGGCAAUUUCUUGCUGCAGAAGGUGCUGCAGUCGCCGUCCUUUGAAGCGCCGCAUUUGAAGCUGCUGCUGCAGGCUUUGGACUUCAAAGAAAUUUUGUUUUGCGGAACUGGGGCGGUGCUGUGGCGGUGCGCGGAGGCUUGCAGGCGGCUGCGGUGUACGUACACCUCAUUUGCAGGCAAACUGUUCGAAACUCUCAAAAUAAAAGGCGGCAGUUCUUUUUCUUUUUCCUGGUGGUGUUUGCUGGGCCUGUGCGCUCCCGAUGACCUGCCGCAGCAGCUGCUGCAGCAGCUGCUGCAGCAGGACGGCGAGUCCGCGGCGCACGAGGGCGCUGCUGCUGCAGCUGCUGCUGCUGCAGCGGCAGCGGGGAGCCGCGCAAAUCAAGACGAAGAAGCAGAGGACGAAGCUGCUCAAGAAGCAGAAGAGGGGCCAGAAGAUCCCAAAGGAUCUGAAGAAGCAGCAGCAAAAACAAACGAAGAAGACAGUCAGCAGCAAAUUCGACUUGUGGACAUUUGCACUCCCACGGGCUGCUCCGUGCUGCUGUCGCUGCUGCGCUUUCCCGCCAACACAAUUCAGCCGCUGAACUCGGGAUUCAAAAAGUUCGUGAGAACUGCUGCGAAUUUGAAUCUGAAAAUCAAGAAAUGGAGAAACAAAAAGGGUCCUCCCGACAUCGAAACGCAUUCCCUCCUAGAACUCAUGACCACAAACCGCCUGACUUCUCGCCUGCUGCAGCAAAUUGCAGACACUUCCACCAGCAGCAUACAGCCCAGCAACAUUCACUAUUUGAUAAGACAUUUAAUUCCUUUUGUCCCUUCCUUUGCCCUCGACCCUGUCGGGGGAUUCGUCCUCACCUCUCUCUACAACGCAGCCACUCCCGAGCUGAAGCGGGAGAUAGUGGAGGCGCUGCUGCCUGUGGAGUUGGAACUGAGGGAGAAGAACUACACGGCGUACAUGAAAUGCGAAAUUUACAAAUUUACAAAAGACAAAGAAGAGUGGCAGAAGCGGCAGGAAAAGAGAAGCAAAACGAGAGAGUUGUUCAAAGAUAUUAUUUCGGACGCAGCCAUUGAGGUGAACAACCAGGAGGCUGCAGAUCUUUUGCCAGACAAUCCGAAGGGCAAGAAGGCCGAGGCCGAGUCGACACCACUGCAAAACGAGGGAAAAGGGUUUCGAAAACCAAAAAACGAAAAUAAAAACAAAAAAGGAACAAUUAAUGGAGACGAAGAAGAGGAGAUAAACACCAAGGGGAAAGCAGAAAAAGAAGCCAAACGCGCAAUCGACGAAAUAUUCCUUGGAGGAAAGCCGAAUACAUUUGAGGAAAAGCAGAAGGGAAAAGAGAACAAAAAGAAGAAACAGCUCACUGGGAAGGCCAAAGAGAAUUCAAAUCCUCCAGCACCUUCAAACGAAAAUGAAAAUGCGAAUCUGAAUAAGACAAAAAACAAAGACUCCGCUUCCGACACAACUCUGGAUUCAUUUGAGGAAGAAAACACUUCGAAAAACAAAAAGGAAAUUGCGAAAAAAAGGAAAAUAGAGAUGGAGAAGCUGGAGGCAGCCGCGAGCCCCGUGAAUUCAAGAAAGAAGAAAGCUGUUUCUGAUAGCAAGAACAAACAAUGA